This is a messenger RNA of Danio rerio (zebrafish), 4786 nucleotides long. NCBI's taxonomy places the organism in Eukaryota, Metazoa, Chordata, Actinopteri, Cypriniformes, Danionidae. The record is from RefSeq and is a predicted model, not a curated record.
AAAGUGAAAGAUUAACUUUAGCGAUUGCCAACAAUAAAACAUUUCCCCCUAAUAAAAGCAUAUGAAUAAAAGCAUGACCUAUAACUAUUCACACUGCUCAUUGCUGUCACAUGAGCUAACCUUUGUCUUUCUGAGGUUGCCUUUAUUAUUUUUUUGUCAUCAGCACUGACUUCAAGAUUCAAUAUGAAAUAAUUAAAAAGAGUAACUUGAGAUGUCUAACAAUGAAACGGUCCCACCCACAUUACACAGUGUUCAACUUGCAGUGCUAUCAUAACUCAGACAAAUGAUUUUAUUUUACUUGACGCACAUGCAUUCAUCUCAAAAGGUUUUUUUUUUAAUGCAAAGCAGAGCGUGCACACACCCCAUCCCAUGAUGAAUGCCGUAAUCAGGCUGCGACUACAAAAAAACAUUGGGAUACUUGGAAAUUAGGCCCCUCUUUCCUGUCGCAGGUCAGCCGUGCCUCCCUCCUUCCCUCCCUCAGUGUGUCGUACGUGAAACAUCACGCUCCAAACACUGCUCGUUGAAACAGUGCUAAUUAAAAUCACCUGGGAAGAACUGCGUGGGGCUAACAAAGGGCCGGGCUUCACGUUACAGAGCAAAGUGUGUUCGCGUGUGUGUGAAAAUUUUUACUACUGCUAUCGCGGCCUCUUUGAAGAGCCACGGCGUUGAGUGAUGAAGCAGCAUGAUGCACACCUGCACUUCACCUGCACAGCUGCCGGAGUGAAACUGAGGUGCUCCUGCAACCAACACCAGGGGAAAAAAAAAAAUCUCAUAGCUAAUCACUGCCAUAAUGGGAGCUGUAAUACUAUACACCUUGUAUUUAAAGAAAAAAAAAAAAGACAAAGAUCACCUACCCUAUUGAUUUAGUCCCACAUCCCUUGAAGCCACUGAAAGUGCACUGGCAGUAGAUGUGGCUGAGGCUUAAGAGGAGAGCUGUCCAUUAACACUCCAAUACAUCAGCCUUCCUGUCCUGACACUCACUGCUCCUGCAUGCGAGCAGCUCUAAAGCUAGGAAGAAUUCACCCCGGAUUAUGGGAAUGGAGCAAGCAACCACGUAAAAACUACACAGAAGCGACAGCUGCAGAGGCGAGUGGAGGAAUCCCAGAGCAAGCCACAGCCAAGGUUGGGCGCAAUAGGAACAAAACAGAAGAAGAAGCAGGGAUCACUUCCUGCAAAUCCCUUAAGGACUGCUGCAAAACCCUGGUGGACCGUCGUAGGAAGCGUCAAGCUGCUCGUCUGGCACAUGUUCAAAGCUACUUUGCUCAGAAAGCAACAGAAACCCAGAUGGGAUGUAAUUCCAUCACAGAUGAAAGUUCAACCUCCAUCCCAAGGCUGAGUAUACAAAGCAGAACCGACAACCAACAGGGAUUCGGCAUGGACACACCACCAAUACUAAUGUACCACCAGAUUCCUUUGCUUUCUCUAGACUGGGGGAGUACCUCAACAACACCUCCCCAAGUGAACCCCCCAAACACAGAGAGCCAGCAAGUUGAAGAUCACCAAGCUGAGUUGAGUUUUGAUGCCUUUCUGAAGGGCUCUGAUACGGCAAUCCCUCACAGUGAUAUGCAGGAUCAGGCAUGUGCUUCUCCAGAGUCACUUGACCAUUCUGAAGUUUCAGCUUCAAGGGACAGAGUCGGAGGAUUGGAGGACAGAGAAGCUUGGAAAAAUUACAGUCAAGAGUCUGCUAAGAGGAGAACAACAAAUAUCAUCCAAUCUGAUGCCACACAACAAGGAAAGGAUCCGAUCACAAGUCUUUCUAGUGAUCAAGUUGUGAAUUACCAGUUAGUAAAAGAACCAAUGGUCACUACUCUACCAUGGUCUGUUUUAGAUUCAAGGGACCAAAUUGUAGUCCCAAUGGAAGAUAGAGGAGCGGAGAAAGAUUAUAGUCAAGGGACUGAUGACAGAGGAGCAAUAGAAACCAUAAAAUCUGACCCCACAGUGCAAGUAAAAGAUCUGAGUACGAGUCUCUCUAGUGAUCAAGUUGUGGAUUAUCAGUUAGCAAAAGAACCAAGCAUCACUACCGUACCCUGCUCUGUUUUACCUUCAAGGGACCAAAUUGUAGUCCCGAUGGAGGAUAGAGAAGCUGAAAAAGGCUACAUUCAAGGGUCUGCUGACAGGAGAGCAAUAGAAACCAUAAAAUCUGAUCCCACGGAGCAAGGAAAGAAUCUGAGCACAGGUCUUUCGAGUGAUCAAGUUGUUGAGGAUUACCAGUUAGCGAAAGAACCAAGUGUCACUGCCAUACCCUGCUCUGUUUUAGCUUCAAGGGACAAAAAUAUGAUCCCAAUAGAGGAUAGAGGAGCUAAGAAAGAUAAUAGUCAAUGGUCUGAUGACAAGAGAGCAAUAGAAAGUAUAAAAUCUGAUCCCACAGACCAAAGAAAGGAUCUGAGCUUGAGUCUUUCGAGUUAUGAAGUUGUGGAUCAUCAGUUAGUAAAAGAACCAAGCGUCACUAUCGUACCAUGCUCAGUUUUAGCUUCAAGGGAACAAAUUGAAGUCCCAAUGGAGGAUAGAGAAGCUGAGAAAAAAUGUAGUCAAUGGUCUGCUGACAGGGGAGCAAUAGAAAUCAUAACAUCUGAUCCUACAGAGCAAGGGAAGCAACCGAGCACAAGUCUUUCAAGUGAUCAAGUUGUCGAGGAUUACCAGUUAGUAAAAGAACCAAGCGUCACUGCCAUACCCUGCUCUUUUUUAGCUUCAAGGGACAAAAAUGUUGUCCCAAUAGAGGAUGGAGGAGCUGAAAAAGGCUACAUUCUAGGGUCUGGUGACAGGAGAGCAAUAGAAAUCAUAAAAUCUGAUCCCACAGAGCAAGGAAAGGAUUUGAUCACACGUCUUUCUAAUGAUCAGAUUAUGAAUUACCACUUAGGUGAAGAACCAAGCGCCACUACCGUACCAUGCUCGGUUUUAGCUUCAGGGGACCAAAUUGAAGUCCCAAUGGUGAAUAAAGGAGAUGAGAAAAAAUAUAGUCAAUGGUCUGCUGACAGAAGAGCAAUAGAAACCAUAAAAUCUGAUCCUACAGAGCAAGGAAAGGAUCGUAGCACAAUUCUUUCGAGUGAUCAAGUUGUUGUGGAUUGCCAGUUAGUAAAAGAACCAAGUGUCACUGCCAUACCCUGCUCUUUUUUAGCUUUAAGAAACAAAAAUGUCCCAAUAGAGGAUAGUGGAGCUGAAAAUGGCUACAUUCAAGGGUCUGGUGACAGGAGAGCAAUUGAAAUCAUAAAAUCUGAUCCCACAGAGAAAGGAAAGAAUCUGAGCACAAGUCUUACUAGAGAUCAAGAUGUGGAUUACCGGUUAGUAAAAGAAUCAAAAGCCACUACCGUACCGUGCUUUGCUUUAGCUUCAAGGGACCAAAUCGAAGUCCCAGUGGAGGAACUAGAAGCUGUGAAAAAUGAUAGUCAAUGGUCUGCUGACAGGAUGGCAAUAGAAGUCAUAAAAUCUGAACCCACAGAGCAAGGAAAGGAUCUGAGCACAGGUCUUUCUAGUGAUCGAGUUGUAGAUUACCAGUUAGUUAAAGAACCAAGGGUCACUACAGUACCAUGCUCUGUUCUGGGAUCAGAGCCAGACAGGCUGGAAAGAGAGUUAGAGGCAUCUCGUGACUGCCAAACGCCACAUCAUGAGCUCACAAGUGGAUUUUUGAGUCAAGACACGACCAAGGCGAGCCCAGGGGAUGAAACUGGAAUCGCGCAUGACACAGAGACUCAGAAUUCAGAAGCAGGAGAUGGAAUCUCACCUGAAGAAUGCACGGGCAGCUCCGACACCUCAAAGGUUAAAGAAAACACACACAGGGCGGUCAAAGACAUCCUGACAUUUACGGGGAUCAGAGACGUGCCACUCACAAAUAGACAGGCCGAGGGAUCUUCUCCAAAGAGGAAGGUUAUAAAUAUAGACGAUAGCGAGGAGCAGGUGGAAAUGAGGUGGUUUUAUACAGAACUACAUGAAGAGGACGCGGAAAGCAGUAGAAAAGGACAAGAUGAAACAACUAUGGAUCACAGUGCAGAAAUACAGAGUGUUUCAUCGUGCGCGAGCGAGGCGUUUAAUGAGAACGAAUUAUGCACGAUGAACAAGAAUCUUCACAAAGACAAUUCAGAGCUACAGAAAAGCGAAGAGAGGCGGUUUGAGGCAAAUGAAGGACUUAAAAUAAAGGAGCAACUCAACGAGACGACUAUUGAAGCAGCUAAAGGAGGUGAAGAGGAUGAAAUGUGUUCAGAAAGCAAACGAGAGCUCAUUGAGGACUCCCGAGCCAUCGGUGAUAAUUGCACAGAUGAAGACCUUACCAGCAAAGUUACAUAUCUGACAGAUAGCACUGACCUUCCCAAACACAUCCCUCAGACAACAUCUAUAAAGGACAGAGAGGUCAAUUCUCAAGAUGAAGAGUUUGAGCUUGGGAAAAGCCUCAAUGGUAGUAGCAACAGGCUGUUUUCAUGGUGGCAGGAGUUCAACUCACUGGGUCACAUGGCCAAGGCUUUACUGUAUGCUAUUCUGUUUGUGAUCUUCAUAACAACAUAUCUUUGUGACAUGCCAACCUGCUUGGCUCUCUAUUUGUUUUCUCUGUGCUGGUGGUGCAGCCAGGGCAUGAAACAGCGUCUGGAUGGGGCGUCUGUUGAUGUGGACUGAGACAAUAUACUGUAGGAUGUUUUUAAAAAAAAAACUUUUUUCACAAAUAUGAUGUAUGGUUUUAAAAUGUAAAGUGGCAUGACGUGAUUCUAUGGGCCCAAAAUAACUUGGAAAAUAGAUUUAAGAGGCAUUUCUGUUUUUGUUGCUUUCACUUGUAUUCUCAUUAAAAGUCCUAUUUGAUCCC